Molecule: messenger RNA, 1005 nt
Organism: Arachis ipaensis
Lineage: Eukaryota; Viridiplantae; Streptophyta; Magnoliopsida; Fabales; Fabaceae
Source: RefSeq, a predicted model, not a curated record
AUGAUUGAAAACAAAAGGGCAUGGGAUCUAGCAGUAGAGUCCGGAGCAGUGCAGUGCGAUGAAGAUGACGACAUAAUGGCGAUUCUACAAGAACAGAAUGAAGCACUUGCUCAAAAGAGGAGGGGGUUAGGGGGGAUUGGUAAGCUGAGUAUGGUUAAAGAGCUCAAAACAAAACAGAAGCUGAAUAUGUUAGGGUUGGUUGAGUCUAAAAUGUUAGUUGUGACUAAGUUUAAUGUAGUACGUAUUUGGUGGAACGAUGCUGUAGGGUGGGAGUAUGUAGGCUCGGAAGGCACGUCAGGGGGGCUGGUGUUAAUGUGGGAUAUUAUGCUGUUUAGAAUGAAUAAUUGCUAUAAAGGAGAGAGAUGGUUAUGUAUUGAAGGAGUCCUAUUGAAAAAUGAUUUUCCUUGUGCUUUCUGUUUGGUAUAUGGUGCUCAUAAUAGAGCAGAAAAACUUGUUGUGUGGGAGGAAUUGAGCUUCAUAGCUGGUGUAUGUCAAGUACCGAUAUGCUACAUGGAUGACUUCAAUGAGGUUAUACAGGUUGAAGAGAGGAAAGGACAGGAUAGGUUAAUAGUGUCUGCAGAAGAUUUCAAGUGUUGGGUACAAGAUAUGCAGCUAGUGGACCUACCGUUGCAUGAUCGUAAGUUUACCUGGUUUAGAGGUUGCUCCUGCAGUCGCAUUAAUAGAGUCCUAGUGAGUGUAGAAUGGACGGAGGAGUUUCCAAAGAUUCUACUAAAAGGGGGACCAAGAGGCAUGUCAGAUCACUGCCCAAUUAUAGUGGAAGAUACCAUAUCUAGAGGUGGAUCACGACCCUUUUGUAGCUUAGAUUCCUGGUUUACACAUGAUGGUUUCCUAAGGAUGGUCAGGGAAGAAUGGAGGAAUCUUGGUGAGGCACGAUUCACAGAUAAGUUAAAGACUUUAACAGUACCUCUGGAAAGAUGGCAUAAGGACAAUUUUGGAAACAUGGAUAAGAAAAUUCAGCGUUUUAAGGAUGAAAUCAGGAAGUAA